AUGGUGGUUCGAACAAACUUGAUCGAUAUGAUUGAAGUGACCAGAUCCGUUCAUUACGAAAAUUUCCGACUUCGUCAAAUGGACAAGUUACCGAAACAUGCAUUGGAUAAAGAUCCCUUUACACAGAUGGAAGAAGAUCGCAGGAAGAAAGAAAACGAGUUGGCGGAGAAGAAGAGAAGUUUUGAAAAGCUGGACAUUCGUGAGCGCGAUUUGAAACAAGAGAUUGACUUACGAAAGGCUGAGUUGGAAAGGCUGAAGCAGGAGAUCGACGAUCUUCGUCGAGGAAGUAUUGGUGAUUCGAAGACUUCACUUUCCAUGACCAAUGAAAAUUCCGGUAAAAGCUCGCCGACUGACAAGAUCAAGAAGAAGAGCUCAACUUUGGGGCUUUUCAACAGGAAUUGA
This is a messenger RNA of Cylicostephanus goldi, 402 nucleotides long. Lineage: Eukaryota; Metazoa; Nematoda; Chromadorea; Rhabditida; Strongylidae. The record is from the annotation of a GenBank genome assembly.